This is a messenger RNA of Eruca vesicaria subsp. sativa (arugula), 576 nucleotides long. The record is from the annotation of a GenBank genome assembly. Lineage: Eukaryota; Viridiplantae; Streptophyta; Magnoliopsida; Brassicales; Brassicaceae.
AUGGAGUUUCCAAGAUAUUAUAUGCAACGUGUAACACCUGUUAAGAAACGAAUCGAUACCGAAGCGACACCAAAGAAACUGACAUAUUCAAUGUCAUUAACGAAAUCUUCACUAUUUGCACACACUACAACCACAUUCAAUGAUCCGUAUCCCCUUUCCAGCCGGUUGGUGGAUCUGACCGGAGCAUUCGAAUCUAGAUCUGGCAGCGUUGGGCCUUCCGAGAAGCAACAAGAAACUAACAACUCGGAAACUCCCAAGAUCUCCGGUGGUUUCACGUUGAUUGAGCUUCUGCCUACACAAGCAGUGAAGCUUUUCUAUUUUACUGAUUAUUCAUCGUCUUCUCAAGCGGCGGCCGACGAUUUAGAUAUCUCUCCACUGCCGCGUCACUCUCACGGGACAUUGAAUUCUCCUUCUAACUCAGCCCUCUUGGAUCGAGCACCUCGCUUCUUGGUGAUUGCUAAUGAGCAGCAGCAAAACGGAAACGUAUCCGGUGAGACUACUACUACAAACUCGGUACCUUCUACCUCAACUCUAAUCUGGAUAGAGUCAAAACAUAAUCUUAUACGCAUAGCGUGA